AUGAAACCUCUUACUUCAAUCCUCUUCUUCUCAUUUUGCAUAAUCGCUGCCUUCUCAGAACCAACGCCGAUAGUCACUGCUUCUGAUCAACCUCAACCUAACCAAAUUCAAAUUCAGAAUGCUGUCGGUGCUAGCACUUGUGCUUACACUGUCACUAUAAAGACAAGCUGUAAAUCUCCAUCUUAUACCAGAGAUCGAAUCAGUCUUUCAUUCGGCGAUGCUUAUGGAUAUCAGGUUUAUGUUCCAAGAUUGGAUGAUCCUAGUUCAAGGACGUUUGAGAGGUGCUCUACAGACACAUUUCAUGUGAACGGACCAUGUACGUACCAAUUAUGCUAUCUCUACUUAUACAGAACAGGAUACGAUGGUUGGAAACCGGAGAGUGUCACAGUAUCUACCUUUAACUACCCACCUGCUACUUUCUACUACAACACUUUCAUUCCUAAUGGUAUUUGGUAUGGUUUUGAUAACUGUCGUGCUUAUUUACCAACCACUACUGCCGCAGCAAUCUAG
This is a messenger RNA of Vicia faba (fava bean), 510 nucleotides long. The record is from the annotation of a GenBank genome assembly. Lineage: Eukaryota; Viridiplantae; Streptophyta; Magnoliopsida; Fabales; Fabaceae.